Molecule: messenger RNA, 816 nt
Organism: Rhizoctonia solani
Lineage: Eukaryota; Fungi; Basidiomycota; Agaricomycetes; Cantharellales; Ceratobasidiaceae
Product: methyltransferase domain protein
Exons: 5
Coding region: 1-816 (271 amino acids)
Source: RefSeq, a predicted model, not a curated record
AUGGUCCGACUUGUCGUCACACCCCCACCCACCUGGUCUCCCACGCUUUACAACAACUACGUUGACUUUGUGUACUCAGACGUUAGUACUGGGCCGCUGUUUGAAUUAGUCUCACUUCAGCCUGGAGAACGAGUCGCGGAUAUGGGCUGUGGGACAGGAGAGUUGACUCUACGGCUUCAACAGCUGGUUGGGGAGCAAGGAUUAGUUCUAGGAGUGGAUUACAGCGAAGAAAUGCUCGAAGUAGCUAAAGCAAACGGCGUAAAGAACUUGGCCUGCUGUGACCUGCAGGAUUUCGUCUUGCCUAAUAGGCUUAAACUCCUAUCCGGAACCUUUGACGCUGUUUUCACCAAUUCUGCGCUUCAUUGGUGCAGCCGAGAUCCUCGAGGGCCGGUGAGAGCCGCCAAAUCUCUCCUUAAACCUGGAGGACGGUUUGUUGGGGAGUUCUGUGGAUAUAUGACGGGACUAGGGAUACGAAGCGCUUUCUCACAUGUACUAAAGCAACGAGGAAUACAACUUCCCAAUCCGUGGUUCCUUCCGCAGCCAGCACAAUAUGCAAAGAUACUCGAAUCAGAAGGAUUCGUAGUUGAACAUGUCUCGCUGAAUCCGCGUGUCCUUCCGCUUUCCGGGUCCUUGAUAGGUUUCCUCCGCGCGGUUUAUCGAAUAGGAUUGCUGAAAGAUAUGAGUGAUGAAGAAGCGGAUCAAAUUAUGCAUGAAGUCAGCGAUAUUUGCCAGGUAGAUCAGAAAGAUAGUGACGGUGUUUGGUACAAUAUGCAUGUUACUCUGAGGUUCAGAGCUAUCGCCCCAUCGACUGUGUAA